Messenger RNA from Salvia miltiorrhiza (redroot sage), 1425 nucleotides. Its product is annotated as methylsterol monooxygenase 2-2-like. The transcript is spliced from 7 exons. Bases 297 to 1106 code for a protein of 269 amino acids. Gene Ontology annotation, molecular function: iron ion binding; C-4 methylsterol oxidase activity. The record is from RefSeq and is a predicted model, not a curated record. Gene Ontology annotation, biological process: 4-alpha-methyl-delta7-sterol oxidation; sterol biosynthetic process. Lineage: Eukaryota; Viridiplantae; Streptophyta; Magnoliopsida; Lamiales; Lamiaceae.
GUUGGGGUCGUUUUCAGAACCAGAAAGUUCCCUUCCCCGCCUUUUGCUGAUUUUUAUCGCAUGACGUGUAUCAUACAAACGCAACUAUAAUUAAAUCGCGCACACACACACAUACACUCACAUAUUUGCAGGGCUGGUGCAGAUAUAAGAGAGCUCUCAGAUUCCCCCGUGACAGUCUGUCGUUUCCCCACUCUCUCUCUCUCUCUCUCUAGCAUACACUCGUCACUCAUCUCUAUCGACACUGUCUCUCAUUUUCUCUUCGUGGAGAUCAAGUCAGGAACUGCGGCGCAUUCGCCAUGGCGUCCGUCGUCGACUCCGCCUGGACCUAUCUCAUAACCAAUUUUAGUGACUUUCAACUGGCAUGCCUUGGAAGUUUCUUUCUUCACGAGAGUGUAUUCUUUUUGUCGGGACUUCCAUUUAUAUUCCUGGAAAGGGCAGGAUGGCUGAACCAGUACAAAAUUCAGACUAAAAACAACACAGUUGAUGCUCAAGAGAAAUGCAUCACUAGGCUAUUGCUCUAUCAUUUUUGUGUCAAUCUACCUGUUAUGAUCUUGUCAUAUCCCGUCUUCAGAUUCAUGGGCAUGCGGAGUACCCUUCCGUUGCCAUCCUGGAAAGUAAUAUCAACUCAGAUUCUAUUCUACUUCAUCCUGGAGGAUUUCGUGUUCUACUGGGGUCACAGGAUUUUGCAUACAAAAUGGCUUUACAAGCAUGUCCACAGUGUCCAUCAUGAAUACGCAACACCAUUUGGAUUGACUUCUGAAUAUGCUCACCCUGCUGAGAUUUUGUUUCUUGGAUUUGCUACAAUACUUGGUCCUGCAAUCACAGGUCCCCAUUUAGUAACACUCUGGUUAUGGAUGGUUCUUAGAGUGCUUGAAACCGUUGAGGCACAUUGUGGAUACCAUUUCCCGUGGAGCCUCUCAAACUAUUUGCCUUUAUAUGGAGGUGCUGAUUUUCAUGACUAUCAUCACCGACUGCUGUACACCAAGAGCGGCAACUAUUCAUCAACUUUUGUCUACAUGGACUGGAUAUUCGGCACUGACACAGGUUAUAGAAAACUGAAGGCGCUGAAAAGUGAAGGAGAAGAGAUGGCUAUGAAGGACAUGUAAAAUCGACGAUGAUUCUUUGUCGGAUGCAUCAUAACAUGAUAGAGUACAGUCUUGGAGCAUCAUCUUCAAUUGUGGGAUAUGGUUCCAGAUCAUCUUGGUUGCAGAUUGAAUUUAGUUUUUUUUCUCGUGGCUUUUUGAUCAACAAUUUGUGCUGUGGAAUUAGGUUGUGGCUUGUUAUGGAUUUUGUGUCCUGCAUAAAACCCACACGAAUGGAAUUCCACCUUUAUUCUGAACCAUUUAUUGGACCAUUUUGACUGAAUAUUCAAUUCAAUUCAUGUAAAUUGUGAAUCUUAUAAAGGCCAGGAUGUUAGAAUCUCCA